ACAUCAUCGGGAGCCCACUGUCACUAUUUUGUUGUUAUUUUAUUGCGAACACAUCACCGUUUUCUAAUUCUAAAAACUCGUAUCAAGUUAAUUAAUAACUUCACAUAAAAAUUGAAUGCAUAAAAUUUUAACACAAUGGAUAUAACGUCGUUGUUCAAGGCUUCCGUAAAAACUGUUCGAUUAAAAUUAUCUGCGAGUGCCCCACUAGAACCAAAGCCAAACAAAUCUCGUAUUCUCGGCAAAAAACCUGCACAUGAAUUUUCGGAAAAAGCUAAAAAGAUACGUUUCCAAAUCACUCAACUUAAAAAUCUGCUUGUUGAAAACAGGGCCGCGUAUAUGCAGUUUGCGUAUCACCUUAAAAGUUCGACGCAAAUGAGUGAUGAUGAAAGGGACAUCAUCGAUCGAGAGUCAGAAAAUAUUAUCCGGAUGUGUACAGAAAUGCUGAACGAUUUUAAAACGGAGUGUCGCAAAGCUAAACGGACCAGGCAGAUGACCGAAUUUAUGGACCUAGUUAUCGAAGCCCUGUCCAAUUAUAUGAAUGAUGUGCACCACAUUGCAAAUGAACAGCGACAGUUCCGCAUACAGCGCGAAUUGGAAACGUACAAAUUUUUGAAGUUUUAUUCCGACAAGAAGGCUUUGCCUACUUUUCCUUCGCGUUUGUCCAACGGAGGCCUUUCGAAUGGAACCUCUCAGGCAGGUUGUAUUGAACAAAGCCAGCAAAACAGAAAACGGAACACUUGGUCGUUUGAAAAUAGCGAAAACGAGGAUGAGUUUGCUGAAAGCCUAGAGCAAUCACGAGCGAAGGCUGCCGCCCAAGAAGAAGAUAUUGUAAAUAGUAGUACAUUUUUGGAUGAAAAUGAAGAGCUAAGUGCAGAAGAUAUUCAGAUAUUCGAAUCGGAAAAUGUUCAGCUGUACAACGAGCUAAAAGGUCUUUCGGAGGAAGUCGAACAAAUCGAAAAGAAUGUAGUGGAAAUUGCCCAACUGCAAGAGGCUUUCACAGAGAAGAUAUCAUUGCAAAAAACUGACAUUGAGCGGAUUGCCAAUACAGUAGUUGGAGCGACCGAAAACGUUAAAGACGCCAACGAGCAGAUAAAGCAAGCAAUUCAACGAAAUGCAGGGCUUCGAGUUUGGGUUUUGUUUUUCCUCAUUGUUAUGUCUUUGACGUUAUUGUUCUUAGAUUGGUACAAUGACUGAUUUUCCCUGAGCUCAAAGUGAUAUACAUAAUAUGUACAGUUUUCGGAACAGUCUACUCACAAUAAAAUGUUUAGACGGCAUCAAUGUUCAGAUGCGGUUCGGGACGAGAUGAAAACCCCUGAAAAAAAAUUGUUCAGAUGGUCAGUAGUUUACGUACAGAUUUUUAUUUGAUUAUGUUUUAUUCGUUGAAUAUACAAACAAAAAUGCAAUGGUUUUUGUUUUCAAAUUCUUAUAUUCCGCUUCAAAGGUUGUUUUUUUUGAAUUAACAUGAGUGUUCCUUCAUGUACGAACGACAGAAGUUCGUACAUGACGGCACAAUGAGAAAAUUCUCUUCGGUAAGCCAAACCUUCAAUCAGUCAAUAAUCGAAACAAUCAUUCUCUUGUAGAUCAUCCUCCAUAAGCGGAAUCAUGUCCAGUUCAACCAGUUCAAUUACCAAUAAAAAGUCUUCCUUGUCUGAUAUCUUUUGUUGUCGCAACUUCCGAUUCAAGCUGUUAAUCAAACUUCGCGCAACAUUUAACCAUUUGAGAAAAGCGCGUUUUUCUUCUACGGUAAUAUGAAAAUACUCCGAAUAGCAGGUAUGAUCCAUUUCUAUGUCUUGUUUACUGCUG
Molecule: messenger RNA, 1803 nt
Organism: Uranotaenia lowii
Lineage: Eukaryota; Metazoa; Arthropoda; Insecta; Diptera; Culicidae
Gene: Syx18
Product: syntaxin-18
Exons: 3
Coding region: 136-1194 (352 amino acids)
Biological process (GO): retrograde vesicle-mediated transport, Golgi to endoplasmic reticulum
Cellular component (GO): endoplasmic reticulum; SNARE complex
Source: RefSeq, a predicted model, not a curated record